UUCUGGGACGGGAUCCGAGAACCGAACCUGGGGUUACUGGGCGGAGGCUGGAAGCAGGGUCGGGCGGAGACGGCGGCACUCGCAGUCUUCGGUCCAGCCCUGAGAUCCUGGUCCAGCCACGUGGUGGACGGGGGGCGGUUCCGAGCCUGCGACUUCGCAGGACCCUGAGUCCCAGCCGCAGUACCAGGCAGCUCACCACGCGCAGCGCCAUGGCCAGCAAGGGUCGCGAGGGCGAGCACCCAUCCGUGACACUCUUCCGUCAGUACCUGCGCAUCCGCACCGUCCAGCCCGAGCCCGACUACGGGGCUGCCGUGGCCUUCCUUGAGGAGAGAGCCCGCCAGCUGGGCCUAGGCUGUCAGAAAGUGGAGGUAGCACCUGGCCGUGUGGUGACCGUGCUGACCUGGCCAGGCACCAACCCCAAACUUUCCUCCCUCUUGCUCAACUCCCACACGGAUGUGGUACCUGUCUUCAAGGAACACUGGAGUCACGAUCCCUUUGAGGCCUUCAAGGAUGCUGAUGGCUACAUCUAUGCCAGGGGUGCCCAGGACAUGAAAUGUGUCAGCAUCCAGUACCUGGAAGCUGUGAGGAGGCUGAAGGCUGAGGGCCACCGAUUUCCCAGGACCAUCCACAUGACCUUUGUGCCAGAUGAGGAGAUUGGGGGUCACCAAGGCAUGGAGCUGUUCGUACAGCGGCCUGAGUUCAAGGCCCUGAGGGCUGGCUUUGCCCUGGAUGAGGGUCUGGCCAACCCCACUGACGCCUUCACUGUCUUUUACAGUGAACGGAGCCCCUGGUGGGUGCGGGUCACGAGCACCGGGAAGCCCGGCCACGGUUCCAGAUUCAUCGAGGACACAGCCGCAGAGAAGUUGAACAAGGUUGUGAGCUCCAUCCUGGCUUUCCGGGAGAAGGAGAGGCAGAGGCUGCAGUCAAACCCCCACCUGAAGCUGGGGGCUGUGACCUCUGUGAACCUGACCCAGCUAGAGGGUGGCGUGGCCUAUAACGUGGUACCUGCCACCAUGAGCGCUGGCUUUGACUUCCGCGUGGCACCAGAUGUGGACUUGAAGGCUUUCGAGCAGCAGCUGCGGAGCUGGUGCCAGGCAGCUGGCCAGGGGGUCACCUUCGAGUUCGCUCAGAAGUGGAUGGAGCCCAGAAUCACAUCCACUGAUGACGCAGACCCCUGGUGGGCAGCCUUUAGCGGGGUCUGCAAGGACAUGAACCUCACCCUGGAGCCGGAGAUCUUCCCUGCAGCGACCGACAGCCGCUAUCUCCGCGCGGUGGGGGUCCCAGCUCUGGGCUUCUCUCCCAUGAACCGCACACCUGUGCUGCUGCAUGACCAUGACGAGCGGCUGCAGGAGGCCGUGUUCCUCCGUGGGAUUGACAUUUACGCACGGCUGCUGCCUGCCCUGGCCAGCGUGCCCGCCCUGCCCAGUGAUGGCUGAGCCCCACACUCCCAGCCUCUGCCCCUGGAGCUUCCACCCCGACCAAUGCCAAGGACCCCUCACCCCCCUGCCCAACAAUAAAGUGUGUGUGUGGACAGGGGCCACUGAAAUGCUAACA
This is a messenger RNA of Molossus molossus (Pallas's mastiff bat), 1554 nucleotides long. It is a transcript of the gene ACY1, whose product is annotated as aminoacylase 1. The coding region runs from base 210 to 1436 and encodes 408 amino acids. NCBI's taxonomy places the organism in Eukaryota, Metazoa, Chordata, Mammalia, Chiroptera, Molossidae. Gene Ontology annotation, molecular function: aminoacylase activity. The record is from RefSeq and is a predicted model, not a curated record. Gene Ontology annotation, biological process: amino acid metabolic process. The transcript has 15 exons. Gene Ontology annotation, cellular component: cytoplasm.